AUGUCUUCGCGGCCCCGUCGCUCGGCCGCCCAGCGCGCCACCGUAGCAAUCACUGACAUGGCCGACAGAGACCGAGAACCCACCGAGCAACAGCAGCAGCAGCAGCAGCAGCAGCGCACCAUGUCAUCGCGCAGCUCCCGCCGCUCGGGGAACGGCUUCGCCUCCUUCUCCCGGGGGCCGACCUCAUCAUCCCCGGCGAGCAGCAGUCCCGGCGGUAAUGGUGGUGGUGGUGUCGGUGGCGGCGACCCCAACAACCAGCACAUCCACCUAACCGUCAAGCUCCCCUCCAGCAAACUGCGCCAGGCCACCAGUAGCGGCGCGACCGGUAGCAGCAGCAGCGGCAAGCGCAAGUCGGCUGGUGGCAGCGUGACGGCCGCUGGUGCGGGUGGUGGUAAGGGUGGGGUGGGAGGUGCUAGCAAGCGGACGAGGGGCGGGAAGAAGAGCUAUGUGAUUGAGAGUAGCGAGGAUGAAGAAGAUGAGGAGGAGGAGGAAGAGGAUGAUGACGAGGAGGAGGAAGAUGACGAGGAAGAAGAGGAUGAUGAUGGGGAUCGGUCGGUGGAGGGGUCCGAAAUCCAGGUCGUGCCGCGGAGCUUUACCAAGGCCGAGAACGACGACGAGGAUGACGACGAGGAUGAGGAAGAGGACGACGAUGAGCAAAUGGAGGACGUUGGCGAGGACGAUGCCGAGGGCGACGACGACAGAGACGACAUGGAUGUUGACGCUGAGGGCGAAGACGACGAUGCUGACGCGGAUGGAGACGUCGACAUGGACGCCACCCCCGCGCCGAGGCCCCCGGCUAUCAAGAUCACCAAGCCUGCCAAGAGCACAUCGACUCCUAGCAAAGGGAGAAGCGCGGCUGUGGCAAGGCCCGUCGCUAGAGACACAGCCAUACUGAAAGCCCGGGCUGUCAAUGAUGAGGAAGAGGAUGACGACGAGGAGCUGAGCGAGCUCGAGAGCGAGCCUGAAGACGUCACUGUUGAAGUCGCCAACGGCGAGGAAGACGCCGAAGGCGACGAGGACGAGGACGUUGAUGCCGAAGGCGAAGAGGAAAUUGAGGUGGCGGACGAGGACGCCGAGGGCGAGGAUGACGUGGAGCUCAUGAGCGGCGAGGACGACCUCAGCCGUGCUGACACACCCGACCUAUCCAAAUUGACCGCCCGCCAGCGGGCCAAGUUGGGCGAUGUUUCGCACGAGUACAUGAAACUAUCCGAUGAGGUCCAAGCCAAAAAGCACUUCACCGCCGAGGAACUCUCGAUGCGCCGCGCCGAGAUGGCCCGGCGUAGACGCAACCUCAGCGACAAGCGCAAUGAGGAAGUGAAGAUGGAAACCAUCAACAAGCUCCUCAAAAAACAGGCUCCGAAAACCACGCGCAAGAACGCCGCCCUCAUGGCCGGCGGCGACGAGACGCCCGACUCGGACGGCCAGCGCGUCGAUCCCAUGUUUGUCCGCUGGGUGAGCACUAAGACGGGCAACAGGGUGGGCGUGCCUGAUGAUCUGCUCACUGGCCCCGUGGGGGAGGUGUUCAAACCUAGCGGGGAGGGACUUCGGGGGAAGAUGGUCGAGGAGGUGUCUUGA
Chaetomium globosum CBS 148.51 is the source of this 1575-nucleotide messenger RNA. RefSeq lists its product as uncharacterized. The record is from RefSeq and is a predicted model, not a curated record. Gene Ontology annotation, biological process: chromatin remodeling. The transcript is spliced from 3 exons. Gene Ontology annotation, cellular component: Ino80 complex. Bases 1 to 1575 code for a protein of 524 amino acids. Lineage: Eukaryota; Fungi; Ascomycota; Sordariomycetes; Sordariales; Chaetomiaceae.